This is a messenger RNA of Pisolithus orientalis, 1762 nucleotides long. RefSeq lists its product as uncharacterized. The transcript is spliced from 3 exons. NCBI's taxonomy places the organism in Eukaryota, Fungi, Basidiomycota, Agaricomycetes, Boletales, Pisolithaceae. Bases 123 to 1598 code for a protein of 491 amino acids. The record is from RefSeq and is a predicted model, not a curated record.
UAAGACUCCCAUGCAAGAUGUACAGGUAACCGGAGUCACGUCUGCAGAUCGAGACAUCCAUGUGCGGUGAUGCCUCAGUUCUGUAACACCCUAAAAGUGGUUUAACUCUGCUUGACAUUCCGAUGGCAAGUAUGCCUGCGAUCUCUCCGGCAGGGUUUUCUUCUGCACUCGCCGUAGCGAAUCUAAUACCCACCACAGGUGUGGAUACCUGGCUGAACUCUAUCCUUCCAAUGUCCGAGCAGAGCAAUCUUUUGCCAACAAGUUUACCAAUUUUACCAACGAGUCUGCCUUCAUUGAUUCCGUCGCCUAGCGCGGUGACUAGUCAUCCAUUCACUAUUCCACCGCUAAGCCAGAUGCCAUGGUCGAGAUCUUCAACGAGCUUGCUUGGGACCUCUGCUCCAAUUUCACGUGAAUCCCAAAGUCAAAGUCAGUCUGCGCCUACAACAGGAAGCUCCCAUCAAACCUCAUCUUAUCAAACUUCAUCCUCCGCUCCUUCUGGAACGGUUGUAACCACCACCCAUUCCAUUUCAACUACGAAGUAUGUUACAUCCACCACGAAGUCAGUUCCCAGCAGUCACACGCACUCUGGAUACUCAAGUACCUCACAAACCGCCUCCACUACGCCACAUACUACGAUACCGAUAACAUCAACUACCACUCAUCCUCUCACGUUACCGGGCACCCUCCCCAGCUCCUCGCAUAUACCCGAACAAUCGUCUUUGGUGCCUGUGUAUUCCUCCACAUUGUCUUCUGUUUCCCCAACCUCAAUGGUCGCGUCAUCCUCAACGACCAGCGAUAGUACAUUUAUUAUAGGUAGCUCUGUCGGAGCAGCGGCUACCCUUUGUUCUAUUGCCAUCGUCGCCCUCCUCUUCCAUCUGCGUUCACGUAGGCGACAUUCCGAAUCCCGUGCCAGCCUCGACGCGAAUCAGGACGAUAAGUUUUGGACCUGGAGGGAUCGAGGUGGAUAUGGCCAAAGACAAACCUAUAGUCCAAACGAGAGUAGUGUCAACAUGAUGGUAGGCGCAGGCGAGCUCGGCUCCUUGACCGAAAAUGCAGAUGUGCCGAGUAGGCAGAGGACACCUGAUAGUUUUGCCACCGACUCCGAGGUCGGUGUCUGGCCAGAGGAAGACCGUUCCGCAAUCGCGAGACUUACACGGUCCAGAGAGCUCGAGAAAAUAUAUCCUGGACUAUACAAACCUACAGGAGCAACGCCAAAGCAAAAAAGAGAACAAGGAGGACGUGAGAACCGUGGAAAGAGAGACAACCGUGGAGUGGAUGAAUGCGAACAUCCUCCUGAAUCUCACCGUGAGCGGGCGGCCAGUGCAAAAUCCGAAUCCUCCAGGUGGUCCGUACGCAAUCGUCUCAUCCCACCGGACUUCCAGAUGGGGUUGUCUCGUAAUUGGGCGAACGAGGUCAUGACGCUGUUCACCAACAAGGUUAAAAUGGGGACGGGUGUGGUUCAUGAGGGGCGGAUAUCGUUGUCGUCGAUGGAGCCGUCGGUGCUGCACAAUCCAUCCAGAAGGUGUAGCACGACUGCAUCACGUAGCAAUGUGUCGAACAAGGCUCAGCCGAAGUCCGUUGGUGCAGUAUCUAGCUGAUUUUUGGAUAAGGAUAAUAUUUUGAACGGACUUCGUACCAUACGAACACGUUGCUUGUUUUUACGUAUACCUACUAUGGCGAUACCUUGGAUCUUAUGCAAAACGUAGAUACCGACGAUUCUCCUCAAAAUUCUCGCAUAGCACCGUUUAUAUCGUCUUUUGUG